Clavispora lusitaniae ATCC 42720 is the source of this 1098-nucleotide messenger RNA. RefSeq names its product peptidylprolyl isomerase (gene CPR6). The record is from RefSeq and is a predicted model, not a curated record. Gene Ontology annotation, molecular function: protein binding; peptidyl-prolyl cis-trans isomerase activity. NCBI's taxonomy places the organism in Eukaryota, Fungi, Ascomycota, Pichiomycetes, Serinales, Metschnikowiaceae. Gene Ontology annotation, biological process: protein peptidyl-prolyl isomerization; protein folding.
AUGUCCAAAGUUUUUUUCGAUAUAACCGCUGGCGGCAAGCCAAAAGGCAGAAUUGUUUUCAAGUUGUACAACGAUGUGGUGCCCAAAACAGCAGAAAACUUCCGUGCCUUAGCCACUGGUGAAAAAGGCAAUUCUUCCGUUUCUGGAAAACCUCUUCACUACAAAGGAAGCAUCUUCCAUCGUGUGAUCAAAGACUUCAUGUGCCAAGGUGGUGAUUUCACACACGGCACAGGUGUUGGUGGCGAGUCCAUUUACGGCGAAAAGUUUGAAGAUGAAAACUUCAAGUUGACCCAUGACAAGCCAUUCUUGUUGUCCAUGGCCAAUGCCGGUCCCAACACAAACGGGUCACAAUUUUUCAUCACCACGGUGCCUACGCCGCACUUGAACGGCAAGCAUGUGGUGUUUGGUGAGGUGAUCCAAGGAAAAUCCAUUGUGCGCCAAAUGGAAAGAUGCGAAAAGGGCGCUAACGACAAGCCGGUGGAAGACUGGGUGAUUGCAGACUGUGGUGAGCUUCCUGCCGACUACGAGCCAGAGACCAAUACUGUGGCCGACGACGGAACAGGAGACAUUUAUGAAGAGAUCAUGGCCGACGACGAUAAAGUCGAUGCAAGCAAGCCCGAGUCUGUGUUUGCUGCUGUGAACUUUUUGAAAGACUUGGGUACCAAGCUCUUGAAAGAGGGCCGCGUGGACAAGGCGUAUGAAAAGUACUCGAAGGCUGCGGGUUACUUAAAUGACUUCUAUCCGGAAGAAUUAUCGGAGGAGCACACUAAGGAAAAGGCCAAUUUGAGCAUUUCGUGUUCUUUGAACGCGGCAUUGGCUGCCUUGAAGAUGAAGGACGGAAAGAAGGCAAUCAAGGCUGCCGACGAAGCUCUUGCAUUCCCAGAAAUAGACGAAAAAGGAAAGGCCAAGGCAUGGUACAGAAAGGGUUCGGGUUAUCUUCUUGUGAAGGACGAGGACAAUGCGGAGAAGGCGUUUGAAAGUGCCCUCCAGUUCUCUCCUAACGACGCUGCAGUGUUGAAAGGUCUUCAGGAUGUGAAAAACUUGGCUAAGAUCCGCAAAGAGAAGCAGAAGAAGGCCAUGUCGAAGUUUUUCAGCUGA